AUGUGGACAACCACCAGUGGCCUGAGUGGUCGAUCGCUCCGGGUGAGCAUCACCUUCGUCGCUGUCGUGGGUUUCUCGCUCUUCGGAUACAACCAGGGCAUGAUGGCCGGUCUCCUCAACGGCGACGAGUUUGUCAAGUCGUUCCCAAUCCUCGAAAAACCCGACAAUGCAACUCCUUCCGAAAGCUUCUACGUCGAAGUCAUCCGCGGUGCUGUCACAUCCUGCUAUGAGAUUGGAUGCUUCUUCGGCGCGUUGUUCUCCAUGUUCUUCGGUGAGAGCUUCGGCCGUACCCGUGUGAUCUGUAUGGGCGGCAGUGUCCUCAUCAUCGGUGCAUUGAUAACAACAGUCUGCUUUACUGGUCAUUGGGAGGUCGGUCAGUUCGUCAUCGGCCGUGUUGUGUCAGGUAUUGGAAAUGGCAUGAACACGGCCACGAUCCCGGUCUGGCAGUCAGAAUGCUCCGGCGCACACAACCGCGGUUUCCUUGUCUGCUUCGAGGGUGCAAUGAUUGCUGGUGGUACCUUUAUCGCUUACUGGGUGGUCUUCGGUCUUUCGCACGCCGGAGACAGCGUCCAGUGGCGAUUCCCCGUCGCACUCCAGAUCUUCUUUGCUCUGGUCGUGGUUAUCGGCGCCGCUAUGCUCCCGGAUUCUCCGUCGUGGUUUGUGAACAGAGGGCUUGACAACGAGGCCUGUGUGGUUCUUGGCAAGCUUAAGGGCUCCUCUCCAGAUUCCGAUUUGGUGCUCCACGAUUUCAAUUUCCUCAAGGCGGACGUAGAAUCAUCGAAAGCCGCUCAAUCCGGCUGGAAGACAGUCUUUACCUUCGGCAAGACCCAGGAACUCCAACGUCUUCUUAUUGGCUGUUCCGGUCAAUUCUUCCAGCAGUUCACCGGCUGCAACGCUGCUAUCUACUAUUCAACGCUACUUUUCCAAGAGAAUUUGGGUAUGGAAAAAUAUCUGUCUCUAAUCAUGGGCGGUGUUUUUGCUUCCGUUUAUGCCCUUGCGACCAUCCCCUCCUUCUUUAUGAUUGAAAGAGUCGGCCGUCGUAACCUAUACUUGAUUGGUUUCCUAGGUCAGGGACUCAGUUUCGUUAUCACGUUUGCUUGCUUGAUCGAGCAAAACGAGUCGAACGCCAAGGGUGCUGCCGUUGGUAUCUUCCUUUUCAUCACUUUCUUCGCAUUUACUAUCCUUCCCCUGCCUUGGAUCUACCCUCCGGAAAUCAACCCCCUCCGUACCCGUACUAUCGGCGCGUCGGCCUCAACCUGCACCAACUGGAUUUGCAACUUUGCCGUCGUCAUGUUCACGCCCCUUUUCGCUGCUCAGAGCCCUUGGGGUGUCUAUCUGUUCUUCGCACUGUUCAACUUCAUCGGUCUGAUCUUCGGCUUCUUCUUCUACGUUGAAACUGCCGGUCGUGAGCUUGAGGAGGUCGAUAUUAUCUACGCCAGAGCCCAUGUAGAAGGAAAGAUGCCGUGGCGGGUCGCCAAUGCCAUGCCCAAACUCAACUUCGAAGAGAUCGCUCAACAAUCUCGUGAGCUGGGCUUGAGUUCCAUCGAUCAUACUAGAGAUGAGAAGAGCGAGCUUGGUCUCAGCAGCAGUGACAAUAGACAGGAGGUUGAGGAAGUCCCGGAGAAGCACUAA
Penicillium roqueforti is the source of this 1632-nucleotide messenger RNA. RefSeq names its product glucose-inactivated glycerol proton symporter STL1 (gene mfsA). Gene Ontology annotation, molecular function: carbohydrate:proton symporter activity. The record is from RefSeq and is a predicted model, not a curated record. Bases 1 to 1632 code for a protein of 543 amino acids. The transcript has a single exon. Gene Ontology annotation, cellular component: membrane. Lineage: Eukaryota; Fungi; Ascomycota; Eurotiomycetes; Eurotiales; Aspergillaceae. Gene Ontology annotation, biological process: carbohydrate transport; transmembrane transport.